AACUUCUGUGUCAACUUCCACUAGAAAGAAAAUGGACAGAGGGAGACAAGUGCAGGGAAUAAAUGAGAAACCACAACAGCCGGAAAACACUGAGUCCAAUAAAGAAGGGGAGGAGAGUGUGAAGAGAGAAGGAGAUGGACAAUCCGGCAAAGACACUGAGAGGACAGACUUUGUGGGGAUCAGCCCGACUUCUGUGUCAACUUCCACUAGAAAGAAAAUGGAAAAGGGGAUACAAGUGCAGGGAAGUAAUGAGAAACCACAACAGCCGGAAAACACUGAGCUCAAGUCCAAUAAAGAAGGGGAGGAGGACGCAGAGAAGCAUGUGCAGAGAGAAGGAGAUGGACAAUCUGGCCAAGCCACUGAGAGGCCAGACUUUGUGGGGAUCAGCCCGACUUCUGUGUCAACUUCAACGAGAAAGAAAGAAAUGGAAAGAGGGAUACAAGUGCAGGGAAGUAAUGAGAAACCACAACAGCCGGAAAACACUGAGCUCAAGUCCACUAAAGAAGGGGAGAAGAGUGUGCAGAGAGAAGGAGAUGGACAAUCCGGCAAAGACACUGAGAGGACAGACUUUGUGGGGAUCAGCACAACUUCUGUGUCCACUUCCACUAGAAAGGAAAUGGAAAAUGGGAUACAAGUGCAGGGAAGUAAUGAGAAACCACAACAGCCGGAAAACACUGAGUCCAAUAAAGAAGGGGAGGAGGACGCAGAAAAGCAUGUGCAGAGAGAAGGAGAUGGACAAUCCGGCAAAGACACUGACAGGACAGACUUUGUGGGGAUCAGCCCGACUUCUGUGUCAACUUCCACUAGAAAGAAAAUGGACAGGGGGAGACAAGUGCAGGGAAGUAAUGAGAAACCACAACAGCCGGAAAACAUUGAGCUCAAGUCCAAUAAAGAAGAGGAGGAGAGUGUGCAGAGAGAAGGAGAUGGACAAUCUGGCAAAGACACUGAGAGGACAGACUUUGUGGGGAUCAGCCCGACUUCUGUGUCAACUUCCACUAGAAAGAAAAUGGAAAGGGGGAGACAAGUGCAGGGAAGUAAUGAGAAACCACAACAGCCGGAAAACACAGAGCUCAAGUCCACUAAAGAAGGGGAGGAGAGUGUGCAGAGAGAAGGAGAUGGACAAUCCGGCAAAGACACUGACAGGACAGACUUUGUGGGGAUCAGCACGACUUCUGUGUCAGCUUCCACUAGAAAGAAAAUGGACGGGGGGAAGCCAGUGCAGGGAAGUAAUGAGAAACCACAACAGCCGGAAAACACUGAGUCCAAUAAAGAAGGGGAGGAGGACGCAGAAAAGCAUGUGCAGAGAGAAGGAGAUGGACAAUCCGGCAAAGUGCAGGGAAGUAAUGAGAAACCACAACAGCCGGAAAACACUCAGCUCAAGUCCACUAAAGAAGGGGAGGAGAUUGUGCAGAGAGAAGGAGAUGGACAAUCCGCCAAAGACACUAAGGGGACAGAUUUUGUGGGGAUCAGCCCGUCUUCUGUGUCAACUUCCACUAGAAAGAAAAUGGACAGAGGGAGACAAGUGCAGGGAAGAAAUGAGAAACCACAACAGCCGGAAAACACAAAGCUCAAGUCCACUAAAGAAGGGGAGAAGAGUGUGCAGAGAGAAGGAGAUGGACAAUCCGGCAAAGACACUGAGAGGACAGACUUUGUGGGGAUCAGCCCGACUUCUGUGUCCACUUCCACUAGAAAGGAAAUGGAAAAUGGGAUACAAGUGCAGGGAAGUAAUGAGAAACCACAACAGCCGGAAAACACUGAGCUCAAGUCCAAUAAAGAAGAGGAGGAGAGUGUGCAGAGAGAAGCAGAUGGACAAUCUGGCAAAGACACUGAGAGGACAGAUUUUGUGGGGAUCAGCCCGACUUCUGCGUCAACUUCCACUAGAAAGAAAAUGGAAAGGGGGAGACAAGUGCAGGGAAGUAAUGAGAAACCACAACAGCCGGAAAACACAGAGCUCAAGUCCACUAAAGAAGGGGAGGAGAGUGUGCAGAGAGAAGGAGAUGGACAAUCCGGCAAAGACACUGACAGGACAGACUUUGUGGGGAUCAGCACGACUUCUGUGUCAACUUCCACUAGACAGAAAAUGGACGGGGGGAAGCCAGUGCAGGGAAGUAAUGAGAAACCACAACAGCCGGAAAACACUGAGUCCAAUAAAGAAGGGGAGGAGGACGCAGAAAAGCAUGUGCAGAGAGAAGGAGAUGGACAAUCCGACAAAGACACUGACAGGACAAACUUUGUGGGGAUCAGCCCGACUUCUGUGUCAACUUCCACUAGAAAGAAAAUGGACGGGGGGAGGCAAGUGCAGGGAAGUAAUGAGAAACAGCCGGAAAACACUGAGCUCAAGUCCACUAAAGAAGGGGAGGAGGACGGAGAGAAGCAUGUGCAGAGAGAAGGAGAUGGACAAUCCGGCAAAGACACUGAGAGGACAGACUUUGUGGGAACCAGCCCGACUUCUGUGUCAACUUCCACUAGAAAGGAAAUGGAAAGUGGGAGACAAGUGCAGGGAAGUAAUGAGAAACCACAACAGCCGGAAAACACUGAGUCCAAUAAAGAAGGGGAGGAGGACGCAGAAAAGCAUGUGCAGAGAGAAGGAGAUGGACAAUCCGGCAAAGUGCAGGGAAGUAAUGAGAAACCACAACAGCCGGAAAACACUGAGCUCAAGUCCAAUAAAGAAGAGGAGGAGAGUGUGCAGAGAGAAGCAGAUGGACAAUCUGGCAAAGACACUGAGAGGACAGAUUUUGUGGGGAUCAGCCCGACUUCUGCGUCAACUUCCACUAGAAAGAAAAUGGAAAGGGGGAGACAAGUGCAGGGAAGUAAUGAGAAACCACAACAGCCGGAAAACACAGAGCUCAAGUCCACUAAAGAAGGGGAGGAGAGUGUGCAGAGAGAAGGAGAUGGACAAUCCGGCAAAGACACUGACAGGACAGACUUUGUGGGGAUCAGCACGACUUCUGUGUCAACUUCCACUAGACAGAAAAUGGACGGGGGGAAGCCAGUGCAGGGAAGUAAUGAGAAACCACAACAGCCGGAAAACACUGAGUCCAAUAAAGAAGGGGAGGAGGACGCAGAAAAGCAUGUGCAGAGAGAAGGAGAUGGACAAUCCGACAAAGACACUGACAGGACAAACUUUGUGGGGAUCAGCCCGACUUCUGUGUCAACUUCCACUAGAAAGAAAAUGGACGGGGGGAGGCAAGUGCAGGGAAGUAAUGAGAAACAGCCGGAAAACACUGAGCUCAAGUCCACUAAAGAAGGGGAGGAGGACGGAGAGAAGCAUGUGCAGAGAGAAGGAGAUGGACAAUCCGGCAAAGACACUGAGAGGACAGACUUUGUGGGAACCAGCCCGACUUCUGUGUCAACUUCCACUAGAAAGGAAAUGGAAAGUGGGAGACAAGUGCAGGGAAGUAAUGAGAAACCACAACAGCCGGAAAACACUGAGUCCAAUAAAGAAGGGGAGGAGGACGCAGAAAAGCAUGUGCAGAGAGAAGGAGAUGGACAAUCCGGCAAAGUGCAGGGAAGUAAUGAGAAACCACAACAGCCGGAAAACACUGAGCUCAAGUCCACUAAAGAAGGGGAGGAGAGUGUGCAGAGAGAAGGAGAUGGACAAUCCGUCAAAGACACUAAGGGGACAGAUUUUGUGAGGAUCAGCCCAACUGUUCAUUACAUCCAAUUUAUUUAUCCACGAGAGACCAAAUCAGCUUCAGUUGCACCUAACAUGACCGGGGUGAGUAAGCCUGCGUCCACAUCCGCAAGCAGUCUUCUGGAUAAUCCAAGGAAAGACGUAACCUCAACUACCACAUUCAUUUCUCGUCACGACCCCCUCGCAACUAUCUCCCCCGAAGCCACGGGGCACAGCAGGUGGCCGGCCAAACCUGCCGUGAAGCAUCUACCGGGCCUGAAACCUAAGCCUGGGGGGAAACAUAAAUCCAGCCACGACAAGUCAAAGGAAUCCCAGCAUGACCGUAAACCGGACAUUAAACCAAAACAGGAGCAAAAGCUGAAAAAGAAACCUGUCAUUGACACGAAAAGGAUCCAAAUCCAAAGACCUGGUCAUAGAGCAGGUAACCGAACAAGCGAUCAAAACCUAAAAAUUCUAAAACCCACACAUGUUCAAAACAGGACAACUCAACCCCACCGGGUACCAACUGGUGCAGACUAUCAACGACCUGCCACAGGUAAAGAACCAGAUCCCUCCAAACCCCAAAAGAGACCUGUUCACCCGAAGCCAAAACCUGACAAAAGUCCCAAAAGUGACACAAAAGAUAAAUCAAACCAACAUUUGGCAUCUAAACCAGAGCCAGAUUCAGGGAAAAUAUCUGGAGGGAAGGAAUCAAUUCAUCCAGAGUCUUAUUCCGAGUCAGAUGACCCACCAGGACCUGUAUCCAUGGCUAAUCCUAAUCAAAGACUGAAACCCAGCCAGAAACUAUUUCAUUAUAUUGCAGAGCAGGUGCCAAGACCUAACCAAAAACAGCCCAAGUCUGACAUGAAGCCGAAAGCUGGCCCGGCACUUCAACCCAAUCAGGGGCUUAAAGAGCCUCGGUCGAACGUCACACUUGAGCUUGACCGCCAAUCUGGGUCUGAUCAAAGUCCUGCUACACAAUCCAAGGGGGAAAGACCAUCAAGUAGACCACCAGUGGAUCCAGGAACAGCCACCCCCAAACCCCACUAUCAUAUUGAUCAGACUGUGGACCUGCAGCCUACAUCUAGUCCGGUGCAGCAGAUCACUGAUAUGACUCAUUCCCCAGAGUUCAAACGCGGCACCGUGGAUCCAAACACCGUCCACCCGGUGAGUCCAAACAGCAGGCCGGCGUCUGAUCCGGCGCCACAAACAACCAGUCACCCGCCAUCGAUACCAACGUCAACAACCCCAGUCACGCACCAGCGUGUGAUUCUUAACACAAAUCCAGCUUCCUCCGGGCCAAAGUCCACAUUACGUCACUCGGCAGAGGAGCAAGGCUCUAUCUCCAUCUCAACAACACCCGCCCCAGGCACCGACCCUGACCUGCUGGCCCCGGGGGCGGAGUCGUCAACAUCCAGCGCACGUGAGCUGCGCGUGAAAAUAAACCAGGUGGCGGCCGCAUUCUUCAACCGCAGCCUGGGUCCUCAUGGGAGACCACCAGUUAGGCCUCCUAAGGAGCUGCCUGAGGACCGGGAGAGUGGACGCAGGACCGCGGGCGGGUCCCCUCUGCUGACACCAUCUCAGGGCGCACUUCCCACGGCGAGGGACUGCUCGGACCUCCUCGCACAGGCGGCGGCGGCGGUAAAGAGCGGGGUCUACCGGGUGACCCCGGACGUCCGCCACGGCGCCUUCCCGGUCCUCUGCGACAUGGAGCUCCGCGGCGGGGGUUGGACCCUCCUGCAGCUGCGGCGGGACGGCAGCGUCAGCUUCAACCGCAGCUGGGCCGAGUACAGGUCCGGCUUCGGGGAUCUCCUCCGGGGAGGGGAGUUCUGGCUGGGGAACCAACACAUCCACCUGCUGACCCGCGACCGGGACAUGACGCUGCGGGUGGAGCUGCGGGACUUCUCCGGGGUGGCGGGCUACGCCGAGUACAGCCGCUUCAAGGUGGCGAGCGAAAGGACGCGCUUCCGGCUGACAGUGGGGGGCUACUCCGGCACGGCGGGGGACGCCCUGGUCUUCAGCGCCAGCUACAACCACAGCAACCGGGCCUUCACCACCCCGGACCGGGACAACGACCGCUACCCCUCGGGGAACUGCGGCGCCUACUACGGCUCCGGGUGGUGGUUUGACGCGUGCAUGGCGGCCAACCUGAACGGGAGGUACUAUUUGGAGAAGUACAAGGGGGUCCGGAACGGCAUCUACUGGGGCACCUGGCACAAUAUCUCCACAGAGCUGUAUCCCACCAAUGAAAGACGGUCUUUUAAAACAGUCCGGAUGAUGAUCAGACCAAAGGACUUUACGCCGUGAAGAAAGGGACAAGCGGUAGAAAAUGGAUGGAGUUCAAACUAAUAGAAGGUGAACUUCAACUCCAUAAUAGAGUCCAAUGCUCCCCUCUAGUGGACAUAUGGGAUUCUGCAGUAUGAUAAUGUUGAUCAUUGAGGAUGUACAUAGUGUUUAUAUUAUAGGACCUUUUUUUUA
Messenger RNA from Entelurus aequoreus (snake pipefish), 6091 nucleotides. RefSeq names its product mediator of DNA damage checkpoint protein 1-like. NCBI's taxonomy places the organism in Eukaryota, Metazoa, Chordata, Actinopteri, Syngnathiformes, Syngnathidae. Bases 32 to 5920 code for a protein of 1962 amino acids. The record is from RefSeq and is a predicted model, not a curated record. The transcript has 2 exons.